CUUUAUAUAUCAACCGCCAGCUACCAUACGCCCACGAUGACCCCAUCCCGGAGUCCAAGCACGUGCGCCCCGUUCUUGGCCCGAAGGCGCAAAUAGCCUAAAUUGCCGGGAAUGAGACGACUUCUUGCCGCUAUUAAUUCAUGCAGCCGAGUCAAGGCGGAGGGGUUCUCUGUGGCGCCCGGUUUGGGGGAUGUUAUCAGAUGUAAUGCAGGUAAUUCGAGGGCAUCCGAGCACCAGCGCCCAGAGCUGAUCGACGGCUGAUUCCCGGAUUAGGAAGCUUCUCGUCUUAAUGGAUUGUGUACCAUGUUGAUACCAUCAACCCAAGUCACGUAUUACCAACAAGUACUUGAUCAGUGAUACGUAGUUGAUAUAACUUUUACGUUCACCAAGUUCAACUAGUUCAUGUUCCCUAUUAAUUUCAUAACUAGUAGGAAGUUCCUUGGCCACUGUUACAACUCAGUUCCGUUCCCAGGGUGGUCCGGAAUUAUCCAACCCAAAACCCAACCCCAACCCAGGGAAAACGAACCACCCAGCCCAAUCCAGUCCAGCCCAGACCAUUCCCGCCCAAGUCAGGAACCAGCCCAUACCUUGUUUUCACAUCUGUCCCAAAAGUAAAAGAGAAAAAGUCAGAUAUCAGGUGACAAACUAAUUACAAUAAUAAUAAUAAUCCUAAA
This is a messenger RNA of Aspergillus pseudonomiae, 674 nucleotides long. RefSeq lists its product as uncharacterized. The transcript has a single exon. The coding region runs from base 403 to 615 and encodes 70 amino acids. NCBI's taxonomy places the organism in Eukaryota, Fungi, Ascomycota, Eurotiomycetes, Eurotiales, Aspergillaceae. The record is from RefSeq and is a predicted model, not a curated record.